Laccaria bicolor S238N-H82 is the source of this 1374-nucleotide messenger RNA. RefSeq lists its product as uncharacterized. Gene Ontology annotation, molecular function: protein binding. The record is from RefSeq and is a predicted model, not a curated record. The transcript is spliced from 3 exons. NCBI's taxonomy places the organism in Eukaryota, Fungi, Basidiomycota, Agaricomycetes, Agaricales, Hydnangiaceae. Bases 1 to 1374 code for a protein of 457 amino acids.
AUGAAGCGCGGAUUUCUGAAAACCGCAAAGGCGAAGAAGACGGAGGGUAUCGCGCUCCCGCCAGUCGCAUCGACUCCAGCUUCGCAACCUAUUAUCAUGUUACCUUAUGGGAAGGCUGAGACCGGUAACGUAGCCUCUGUCAUUGACUUUGUGCAACCUAACAGUGUAACAGUGCGGCCGACUGAGGGCGUUGUUUCCAAGAAAGCUUUCCGUCGCGAAACUUCUGGAGGCACCGUAGACUACAGCGACAACAUGAUCAUAGUCACUACUCUCCCACCGAUGAAUCGGGACGCUACACUGGAUGAUGAACCUGACAAUUGGACAGAGUGUGUCUUAGCUGGGCACAUCAAGCGUCGAAUCCUCAGCACCCCAGGAUUUCCGCGCCCCGUACAGAAAACUGCAGGCGGAAAGGUAAACCAUCGUGUUAGGCCUUCGUCGUUUGGUGGACUUGGGAUGUUCGCCGCGCGUCCCCUCCGCACUGGAGACCUCAUCAUCGCCGAGAGGCCUCUCCUGAUCUCACAGCGCAGUUUCGAAAUGACGGUUGGGUCUGGCAUGGAGGGUUUUACCCAGGCGGAGAUUAUCCAGGUCAAUGUGAAAGAGUGGGAGGAACUCCUUGACGUCGCAGUGAAGAGGAUGACUGACGAAAAUCGGAAAGCAUUCAUGGCGCUGGCGAACAGUCAUACUGAAGACGGGACUGGGCCUAUUCUGGGAAUCCUUCGCACCAAUGGAUACAAAGUACCAGGCUUGUACGAUGGUGACGAGGCCGACAACGCCAGGGCUUACGCUGCUGUUCUGAAUAUGAUGUCGAGGAUCAAUCACAGCUGUUCGCCCAAUACUACGUACAAUUUCGACAUGGCUUCCCUUUCCUUCGAGCUUAGAGCAGUUCACGACAUCAAACAAGGAGAAGAGCUGUUCACCUCGUACUGCGACCUUUUCAGAACCAAGACCGAGCGUGCUGAGGAGCUAGCACCCUACGGCAUUGUCUGCGCAUGUCCCGGGUGUGUCGGGGCAACCGAGGAAACGGAUUUGUUGCGCUCGGAGCUCGAAAAACGCAUCGAAGCAAUACGAGCUGACCACCACGCUUGGUUGAAGGAUCAUACACGCCCGAACAUACUCGCAGCCUCCCUCAAGCUGAUGGAAGAGAUCGAAAAAGAAGGUCUGGCCGAUGCUCCGUGGUUCGUCUUCCUGUUGGGGAUGGUUGCGAGCGUCUACUCGGUGUCCGGAGACACAGAUAGCGCGAUGAAGUACUUAGAACGGCUCAACAACCACUGGCAUUGCAUGGCAUACAUGGGGCGCUCACUGGAAGCUAACGGUUCGGGCAAAACUGGCGCUCAUCUGAAAACACUGCAGUCCAAUUCAAAGUCCCCAAAAUGA